CGAUCCAACCUGCUCGCACACAAAGCGGCCGAAGGGCGCUGCGGGUAUAAAAGCGGAGUCCAACCUAAUUCUAGCAUCAGUCUUGUUCCAACCAGCAAGAGGAUAACAGCAUCACCAUGUUCGCUAAACUGCUCGCCGUCUCAGCCCUCAUCGCCGUGGCUUCAGCCAUCCCCCGGGAAUACCCCGCUGGGGUACACCCGGCCAUCUGCCCCAACUACCCCUACUGUGACGUGGAGACCCUCGCACGGUUCACGCCCGGAGGCCAGCCGAUUCCGGAGUGGGAGCGCAACCCUGGGAUCCUGCCUGUUGGACCGUCUGAGGUCCCUGCUGCCCCAAGAUGGCCCGCCGGCCUGAACCCCGCUCUCUGCCCCAACUACCCCUACUGCUGGUGAACAUGGACUUCCUUCCCUCCGCUCUUCAAUAAGGACUCUAC
Plutella xylostella (diamondback moth) is the source of this 433-nucleotide messenger RNA. RefSeq lists its product as hypothetical. Lineage: Eukaryota; Metazoa; Arthropoda; Insecta; Lepidoptera; Plutellidae. The record is from RefSeq and is a predicted model, not a curated record. Gene Ontology annotation, molecular function: structural constituent of cuticle.